GUUUUCGUAGGCUAUCUAAUUUUUGGUAUAUCCUGCCUAAGUAGGGGGGAAAAAAUCUGCAAUUUGACUUAAAUACAGAAAUACUACGAGUGUAGUACCUUGGAAGAAACUGUAACUAGCUCUGGUUUCUUGUGAUACUUUUCCCAUCUAAAUUAGUGGUACAUGCUGGAUCAUAUUUUUUCCUUGCAAAUUUUAGUGCACUUGGGGAUUUGGUGCAUCCAUCUGUCUUGUGGGGCUUGGAACACGGUAGUCUUGAACGUAGCGCAGUAGAAUAAAACUCUAGUUUUAAUGUCUAACAUGGAAUUUUUAAAUUGAUUUUUGUGUAGCCAGAGUGACGUUCUAACUGAGAACCGUAAAGAGCAUCGAGAAAUCAUGCAUGUUACUCCCAGAAACGUGUGGAAUACAUGUUAAUUAAUGAAAUUUUCAAUUAGCAAAUAAUGAGGCAGAUCAGCUUUUUUUGUAUUAAUGUACAGUAUUUUCAGAUUAAAUCGCAAUUUUUAUAUUCAGUAUCCCUGGUUCAGAGUGGACUUCGUGUGUGCUAGGACUCCACAGACGUGAAAAAAGACUGAUUUGAUGAACCCUGAAAAACGGCAAAAAACGUUUAUCGAUUUUAUUUGUGUCGGAAAUUGUCUUCGAAUUUCAAAGCUCUUUAGUUACAGGAAAAUCGCUCAGCAGUUUCCUUUAGUUAACUUUAGUGUGAAAAGACCUUCCUGAAAAGUGAGUGGAAUGACAUGCGGUCACAAUGUUUCCGCGGUGAAUGUUUCAGCGUAAAGGCAGUAGGACUGGCAUCUACACUGCUGUAGAACUGACGUGUAAUGACAUAUUGGAAGUUCAGUGUAGUCCUUCCGAUUGUCCACACGGGGACAUUGUAGACCAUCACAUUUAAAUUCUCUCUUUAGGGUCUCGGGGCUCCUCCCAGAUUCAGAGGAUGAUGAUGUUUCUCAGGCGACUCAGACAAAGAGAUUUAGAGGGCGAACGAGAAAGGGACUGAACACUGAUUAUGUUUAUAGGAAAUGUGCCAGAAUAAAGGGGGGCGCCUUUGGUUUUUUGGAUGUUUGAUUGUUUCAUGAUAAACGCCGUGACUAUCUGACACCUUUUCUUGUUGAAUGUAAUUAUGACUGGACCCGGCAGAUCGAGCUGUGUGUGGAUAUAUCUCGUCUUCGUGCUGCUGGAUUGUUACUCUGAAACGGUUUCUGGGCAGCUCUCUUACUCCGUCUCAGAGGAGGUGAAUCCGGGAACUGUUGUCGGAAAUGUCGCAAAAGAUCUGAGCAUCAAUGUCCAGGAUUUGGAGCCCCGCAUGUUUCAAAUUGUUGCUGGAUCAAAGGGGAAAUAUUUCGAGGUAAAUCUAAAAACUGGAGCCCUCUAUGUUAAUGAGAGAAUAGAUCGAGAGGAGCUUUGCGGUGAUAAACCCAAAUGCUCACUCAGUGUAGAAGCUGUUAUUAAUAAUCCACUGAAACUGUACCGUAUUGAAAUUAUUAUUUUAGAUGUGAAUGAUAAUUCCCCUUCAUUUGAAAGCACGUCGCAAGAAAUCGACAUUUCUGAGAACACAGCGGCAGGAAUCAAAUUUCCUCUGCAUCAAGCACACGAUGCAGACGUGGGAAAAAAUUCCGUAAAUACCUACAAGCUGAGUCAAAAUGAACAUUUUUCAUUGACUACAAAUAAAGAAGAGGGUGUAACUCCUGAGUUGGUGCUUCAGAGAGUUUUAGACAGAGAAAAACAGUCUGUGAUUAAGCUCACACUGACUGCCAUCGAUGGGGGAACACCUGCUAAAUCCGGAAGUAUGACUAUAAUAAUCAAUGUGUUAGAUAUUAAUGACAAUCCUCCAGUUUUCAGCCAAAGGUUGUAUAAAGCCAGAGUCUAUGAAAAUGUUAAAAUAGGCACAUCAAUAAUUGCAUUAAAUGCGACUGAUUUAGAUGAAGGACAAAAUGGAAAGGUGAUUUAUUUAUUCAGCAAAGUAGGUCGUGGGAAACAAAUAGAUGUGUUUUCUAUAGAUGAACAAACAGGGACUGUAACGAAUAAAAGGAAUAUUGACUUUGAAGAAAAUAAUGCUUUUGAACUUCGAGUGCAAGCCAGUGAUGGAGCUUCCUCGCCUAUGAGUUCACAUGCUAAAUUACUGAUUGAAGUCUUAGACGUUAAUGACAACGCACCUGAAAUUUCAGUCACAUCACUGUUGAACACUGUUAAAGAGGGCGCAUCAGUUGGCACUGCCAUUGCCCUUGUUUCAAUAUUUGAUAAAGAUGAGGGUAAAAAUGGGAUGGUGACAUGUAAAAUUUCCAACAAUGUUCCUUUUAAAUUGGAGUCAAAUUAUAAGAAUUCAUAUUCAUUAGUUGUGGAUGGUCCUCUUGACCGAGAAACUGCACCUCAGUACAACAUCAGCAUCACUGCUACUGAUGAGGGCAGCCCACCUCUCUCCAGCACGAGUGUUAUAACUAUUCAUGUGUCUGAUGUAAAUGACAACAAACCUCAGUUUACAGAAAGUGUGAUCAACAUCUACGUGAAAGAAAACAGUCCAGUAGGAGCAGUUAUUAAAACAGUGACAGCAGCUGAUGCAGACAUUGAUCGAAAUAGUCAGGUGAGUUACUCUUUUUUACAAAGCAGCAGUGACUUAGUGCCGUUAUCUACAUUAUUAAACAUCAACUCAGAGACUGGAGACAUAAUCAGCCUACAGUCUUUUAACUAUGAGGAGAUAAAAACGUUCCAGGUUAAGGUUCAGGCCACAGACUCUGGUGUUCCUCCGCUCAGCAGCAACGUCACUGUCAACGUUUUAAUUCUGGAUGAAAAUGAUAAUAAUCCAACAAUUCUCGCUCCUUACUCUCAGCACGGCUCCGUUAACAGUGAGAGCAUCCCCUAUUCUGCUGAAGCAGGAUACUUUGUAGCAAAGAUCAGGGCUGUAGACGCAGACUCUGGAUACAAUGCACUGCUUUCUUAUCACUUGUCUGAGCCCAAAGGAAACAACUUGUUCAGGAUCGGAACCAGCACCGGGGAGAUCAGGACUAAGAGGAGAAUGAGUGACAAUGACCUCAAAACUCACCCCUUGGUGGUCUUGGUCUCUGAUAACGGAGAACCCUCCCUGUCAGCUACUGUGUCUAUUGAUGUGGUGGUGGUUGAAGGCACAGCUGAAAUCCAGACUCAGUUCAGACAUGUGCCUGUAAAGGACGACAGCUUCUCGGAUUUGAACCUGUAUCUGCUGAUCGCCAUUGUGUCGGUGUCCGUCAUCUUUCUGCUCAGCCUCAUCACUUUAAUAGCAGUCAGAUGCCACAGGACAGAUUGCACUUUCAGCAGAUACAACGCCCCCAUGAUCACCACCCACCCUGACGGUAGCUGGUCUUACUCUAAAGCUACUCAGCAGUAUGACGUGUGUUUCAGCUCAGACACGCUCAAGAGUGACGUAGUGGUCUUCCCCGCCCCGUUUCCACCUGUAGAUGCAGAACUGAUCAGUAUUAACGGAGCAGACACUUUUACAAGGACUCAGACUUUGCCUAACAAAGAAAAGCCCAAGGCACCGAAUUCAGACUGGAGAUAUUCAGCCUCCCUGAGAGCAGGAGGUGUAAUGCAGAGUUCAGUGCAUAUGGAGGAGUCCUCAGUAAUGCAGGGAGCCCAGGGGGUUCUGGUUCAGAACUGGCCCACUGCAUCUAGUGCUGCUGAUGGUGAAGGAGGAGAGGUUUCGCCCCCAAUGGGUGCUGGCGUAGACAGCAACAGCUGGCACUUUCGCUAUGGCCCCGGUGGUCCCGGUGCACCUCCACAACACCUAAAACCUGGAGAGGUUCCCCCAGAAGCUUUCAUUAUCCCUGGCUCCCCUGCCAUAAUAUCUAUCAGACAGAACCAAGGAGGAGAGGACGACAAGAGUGAUUUCAUUACCUUUGGAAAGAAAGAGGAGGCCAAGAAGAAAAAGAAGAAGAAGAAGGAAAAGAAAGACAAGAAGGAUAAAGGAAAAGAUGAUGGAGAUGAGUAGGAGAGAAGAUAAUUAAAACUACAAAGUGGAAAAGGGUGUUGUUAAAACAGAGGUAUCAACUAAAGUCCACUGGGAAAAAUACAUUGUCAAAACUAUUUCCUAAUUUCACAUUUUAAUCAUAAUAUUAAUUAAAAAAUCUCUCUCCUUUGUGAACCUGGCCUUUUCAAGAAUUAUUUUACCUUCAGUUCCUGAUUGUGGUAAAUUACUGAUCUUGCCUUGAUUGAACAAAUAAUGCAAUACCUAAUAAAAUUAUAGAGUUUUCCCCACACUCCUAUGUGCCUACACACCCCAAGUCAACUCAUGACAUCCUUUCAACUCCUUUAACCCACUGGGCUUAUUGGCACCUCUGUCUUACCCCAUCCAAACUAGUGUAUAAAUCACUCCCUCUCUCUCUCUCAGAGGAGACGAGAUGCUUUUACGAGAACAACUAAAAGCUGUGCCAGCAAAGGAAAAGAAGAAACAUAAAAAAAAAAGACUGAGACAGAUUUCAGCAGUCUGGAGCUGGACACACUCUACUUGUAAAUAUCAUGGGCGAGAGUCACCUAAAUUAAGGCUAACAAGAAACUGCUGCAGAUUCCUCUGGUAAUUACCAACAGUGUUUCCUGAGAUCUCAAUGAAACCACAUGCACAUACGCAUGCUCACAUAUUCAAACAUGCAAACACAAACUUAUCAAGAAAAAGUGGACACAGAAAGCACUUGACACUAAGAGAGAGGGAGCAAAAAACAGCUGGCAUAAAAGAAAAGUGCUUGAAACCAGACACUGCAAGCUUUUUGCCCUGCACAGUUGCCUAUGAGGUGCACAUCGACUCUCUCAGGAUUGAUGCAGCAUGAUUUGCAAUCACUCUGUAUUUGCUCACUGCAUUGAAAGAACACAUCUUCUAUCAGAACCCCAACUGAGGAAUGCAGAGAACACUGGAAAGAUGGAGAGAAGACACCUCACAUUCUCCUGAGUAUCACCAAGGGGAGAGUCCAGCAGGGCUGGCACAUGACUCCAUGCUGAGUCAGUGGACUCUAAUGAAAACUUUGAGUUCAUCAGGAGAGUCUUUGAUAACACCAUCUUUCCUCCCCCCACUGCAGCAAAAGCCUAAUGCUUUCUGCUUUGAAUGUUUGGUAGCAACCAGUCCUUACCCAAUACCUUGAGUUUACAAAUGCUCACCUGCUUGUACUUGCCCCAUGCUGCCAGGAGCCAUCUUCUCCUGCCCAAACCGCCUUUUUUUGUGACAAUGAAGUUUGUAAACAUGUUAUGUUUUCAUUCAUUUUCUGAAGAGAUUCAUUAUAACAUACUUUUUUUUUUUUUUCUUCAUAGCUUUAAAUGAUUUUUGCUUGACAUACCCAUCACCGUUUAUCCUCAAACACUGACCCUAACCCCCUGCCCAGGAUCAGUCCUGGGAGUGGCCCGUUCUGAACAUUGUGGUAUGCUGCUGAGAGCAGCAUGGAGUAAUGUGGAUGAGGCCUGGGGAAACCCAGUUGGGGAGAGGGGCUAUGCCCUGAACUCUUGUCAGAUGUUUCUUAAGUGCAAAACGGUUUAGCGCUUUUAACUUGUGAAUAAUACACUAUGUGGUUCAUUUCCUGUUUGUAGCCACUAAUGAGAGGGGACCAGGUGGGAUGAGGCUGAUUACAGGGACCCUGGAGGACUGAGAUAGAGUGAGGAGACAGGUGCCGUGGGCUGGCCCUCCCUCUCCAUGUACAAGAGAAGUUCUCCAGCUGAUUGUUCUCAUAUUAGCUUGUAUGUACGCUGUAAAUGUAGCGUAGACUAGAUUGUCUCUACAUUAGCAAUUGAAACUUGAUAAGAAUAUGGGCAACUAAGGACUCUGAUCCCAGAGCUAUAUCCCACCAAUCCUCUCUCAAGAGGUUUUGAAGUAGGGGCACACACACUAGCCUCAAGGUCUGCUUCUGUUGGUUCCCUUCCCCCUGCCUGUAACUUGUUGCCACAUCUCCAGAGUUUUGCGGCUCAGUAUGACGUCACUCCAUUAAGUGGCUGCUGCAUGUACUGCUCUAAGGAAACACAUACUAUAUAGAGAAAUAUAUAUAAAUAAAUAGAUAGAUGGCUAUGAUUUUAUUCUUUUGUAUUAUCAUUUUUCUUCAUUACUUGCACAGGAGAUAUUUGUAUGUACUUCUGUCUCUGCCAAACAUCGAUGUACUAAAACCUUCACGCUCCACAGAUGUUGUAUGGCAUCCACUAAACCUCUUUAGAUAUUUGUAAAUGCUAUAGUGUGAUACCUUUCAACGCAAGUUUAUUAUUUUUUCUUUUACCAAUGAUAAUUUUGUUUUGGAGAACAAACAAAGCAAGAAAAAAUGAAAAAAAAAAAAUCACUCUGUGUCUGGCUUUGACAUGAUGACCUAACUAACACUGUAUUAUUGUAACUGAAAUAUGUAUGAUCCUAUGAUGAGCUAUCACUUCCCUUUCACUCUUAAAAAAUAAAAAAGAGAAAAAAAAUCCAGUGUAAAAAAUAAAAGGAUAUAUGUAGUGUAUGCUUGUGUUUAGUGCGUGUUCAUGCUGUCAUUCUUUUCCAAUGUAUGGUGGUGAAUUAUGGUGGCUAUGUGCUGUUCUGACUGGAUCAGCCAAGAUCUGUUGUAAAACCCUUUUUUGUACACCCUCUCAUCAACUGUGACAGUGAUGUAGUGAAUUUCAUUUACUUCAUUUAUUUUUUUGACUUUUUAUUUUCCAUAAAUGGAUACAGUGGUAAUGUGUUUGGUUUAUAAAUCACUAAUAAAAUUUGCUUUAUAAAAAUA
Messenger RNA from Oreochromis niloticus (Nile tilapia), 6686 nucleotides. RefSeq names its product protocadherin alpha-C2. Gene Ontology annotation, biological process: homophilic cell-cell adhesion. Gene Ontology annotation, cellular component: plasma membrane. Bases 1115 to 3952 code for a protein of 945 amino acids. The transcript has 4 exons. Gene Ontology annotation, molecular function: calcium ion binding. NCBI's taxonomy places the organism in Eukaryota, Metazoa, Chordata, Actinopteri, Cichliformes, Cichlidae. The record is from RefSeq and is a predicted model, not a curated record.